ACAUAUCAAGACACCAAACGAAGUUGAACAUAUCAAGAAAAAACAGACCGAAGAUUUCCUCUGCUGCCGCGUUAGUUCAGAGUUUAUUUGUCGAGUCAUUUUGAGUUAACUCGUAAAAUCUUGAUUCCAUGUGUGAGUGUGUGACCUGUGACUCAUUUCCCUCAAUUCAUCUAUCGGAGUCGGCUGCUCCAUACAUCCAUGGCAUUUUUAGGAAGCCCCAAACUUCAGGCGCAAGGUCUCAGGAUGAUGGUUCGAUCGCAUACGCUUCUCCACAGAAUCUCAUUUUUCAGACGAUUCUCUUAUUCUCUCCCUAUACAAACGCUGCUAAAACGUGGUUUCACUCCGACCAUCAAACACUUCAACCAAUUGCUUAUGGUUCUCUGUCAAGACCUUCAAUUCAAGAUAGUACUUAAUUUAUUUUCUCAGAUGAACUCCAAUCAUAUUAAAAUCGACAACCUUUCUCGCUCAAUAAUAGUUAAGGUCCUGCUCAGGGAGCAGAGAUACACAGAAGCGGAACAGUUCAUCAAGACCCAGACGGGACAGUCUCAUAUUUGGGAUUCUCUAAUUCAAGGCAUCUGCAUCAACCAAAAUAACCCAGGUAAAGCUUUUUCAUUAUUGCGGGAUUGCUUGAACAUCAAUGGUAUGGUGCCCUCGUCUUCUACCUUCCGCUCGUUAAUUUACAGUUUUUGCUCACAAGGAAAUAUGGAUUGUGCUGUUGAAGUUCUGGAGAUAAUGGCUAACGAGAAAAUUAGAUACCCUUUUGAUAAUUUCGUUUGUAGUUCAGUAAUUUCAGGGUUCUGUAGGAUAGGUAAACCUGAACUAGCAGAUGAGUUCUACAAGCAUGCUGAAAACACAGGCGCAUUAAGGCCUAAUAUUGCGACUUAUACAGCACUUUUAAGUGCUUAUUGUAGGUUAGGCAGAUUCAAUGAUGCUUACAAUUUGGUUUCCAUUAUAGAACAGAAUGAAGGAUUAGCUUUCGAUAUUGUGUUCUACAGUAGUUGGAUAUAUGAUCAUUUCAAGUUGGGUCAUAUAGAGAAGGCCUUACACAAGCAUAAAGAGAUUCUAGAGAAUAAUAAUGUAAAGAUGGAUAUCAUUUCUUACUCCAUACUAAUCGAUGGGUUUUCAAAGGAAGGACUAGUUGAGAAAUCUAUCGGUUUCUUGCAUAAAAUGAAGAAGGAUGGAUUGGAACCAAAUGUAGUCAUUUACACUGCAAUUAUGUUUGGAUUCUGUUUGAAAGGAAAAGUUGAUAAUGCAUUUUCAGUAUUCAAUUUCAUCGAGGAAUCUGGGAUUAUAAUGGAUGAACUUGCAUACGCAACCUUACUAGACGGGUUAUGCAAGAUAGGUGAUCUUGAUCGUGCCUUUCAUCUGCUCGAUGAAAUGGAAGGAAAAGGAAUUAAACCAAGCAUCGUCACUUAUAACAUAGUUAUUAAUGGUUUAUGCAGAGUUGGAAGAACUUCGGAUGCAAAUACAUACUCAAAGGAAUGGAAAUCUUGUGCUGAUAUUGUCACCUAUAGUACGUUGCUCCACGGGUAUACAAUGGAAGAGAAUCUUGCAGGAAUAUCGGAAAUAAAAACGAGACUACAAACAUCUGGAAUUUGUAUGGAUAUAAUCAUGUGCAACAUCCUCAUAAAAGCGAACUUCAUGGCUGGAUUGUUCGAAGAUGCUGUUGCUGUUUACAAUGGUCUUGAAGGAAUGGGGUUGAUUGCUAAUUCCGUUACUUAUUGCACUAUGAUAGACGGUUACUGUAAAUCAGAUAGGAUGGACGAAGCUCUACAGAUAUUCGACAAGUGUCGUCGUCUACCAUCGUCGGCUUCUUCGGUUUCUUGUUACAGUAGCAUCAUUUACGGACUCUGUAGAUGUGGUAUGCCGGAAAUGGCCAUUGAUGUUCUUAUUGAGCAAAACGAGAGAGGUUUUACCUCAGAUGAAGGUCUUUACUUGGUUUUGAUUGAGGCGAUGUUUGAAAAAAAUGGUGGAAGAGGAGUUUCAGGUUUAGUACAAAUCUUCAGUUCAAUAUCAAACGAUGCCAUUUGUUUCCUCUGCAGAAAGGGUUUCUGUGAAGAUGCUCUGAAUAUUUACAUGUUCACGGAGAAGACGGGUGAUGACAUCAUCUCGGAGAAGUCUUACUACACUAUUUUAACUGCUUUCAUCAAUGACGGUAAAAUGUGGUUAAUUGGUCCGACUUUUAGCAUCUUCUUGAAGAAAUACGGUUUACUUCACCCAAUAGUGCUUAAAUCGUCGGUUUAUUAUUACCUAUACGUUAAAAACGUUGAUUGUGCUAUAAAUUUCCUUUGCAAAACAAACGUUGACUUGUCAACAACCGCUUUACCAUCCAAGAUUCUCGAGGAGUUGAUAAACGACGACAGAGCUUUGGAUGCGUAUAAGUUUGUUAUGGGACUGCAAUGUAUACAGGGUCUCAAAGCGGUUGAUUACUUAAACAUCGUCGACAGUCUUUCUAGAAAAGGGCAUAUCGAUAAGGCUUUAAAUCUUUGUUCAUUAGCCUUGGAAAAUGGUAUAUUGUUUAGUGUUAACGUAUACAAUUCGAUCAUAGAUGGUUUAUGCCGACAAGGAUGUUUUCUUCAGGCUUUAAGACUAUUUAACUCGUUAGAUGAUGUUAACGUGAUUCCUUCGUAUAUCACGUAUGCAACGUUGAUCGAGUAUCUUGCGAAAGAAGGAGAAUUGGUUGAUGCUAAGAGGUUAUUUGACGGGAUGGUCCUUAAAGGGUUUAAGCCAGGUAUACGGAUAUGUAACAUCCUUGUCCAUGGUUUUUUCAAAGUGGGUUUAGUCGAGGAAGCUCAAAGUCUUCUUUUCAGUUUAGAUGCUUGGCAACUUAAAGCAAAUGGGUUCACGGUUAGUGCAGCCAUUUAUGGGUAUUGUCAGAUAGGUGAUUUGGAAGGGGCUCUUCGGUUCUUUGUUGACUUCAGAAGGAAAGAGCAAUUGCCAAGCUUCAUGGGCUUCAUGUAUUUGUUGAGAGGUUUGUUUUCGAAGGGAAGAAUGGAGGAAUGUCGGAACGUAUUGAGGGAGAUGGUUCAGACGGGUUCUGUAUUGAAUCUGUUGAAGAAGGUUGAAAUGCAAGCUCGAACCGAAUCCAUUGUAGAUGUGAUUGUAUUGUUAUGUGAGCAGGGAAGUAUUGGAGAAGCAUUGACCAUUCUCGAAGAGGUUGGGUCAAUGCUUUUCCCUGUUAGGAGGAGCUUCAAAGCUAAUGGUUUCGAUAACCCUUUUGUUGGAUCGGAGGAAAGAUCGAAAUGCGAUGAUGAUGAUGAUUUUCAUUCUUUAUAUAAGUUGCUUUCUUCCUACUGUUCGAAUGGGGAGAUCGAGAGAGCCAAUAAGUUAGUGAAAUUGCUUCCUAAGCUUGUAAAAGGCAUUUCAUGAACAUGCAUGUAUCCAUCUUUUUAGUAGGUGAAUAUUGAUUAUGAUACGUCGUUAUUAGGAAUGAUGCUGAACAUGAUUUAAUGCCAAUCGGUAUGACAAAUCAUGGCUACGAAGAGAUAAAUUGUUGCUCGAGAUUGCUUCCAUACAAUUGAUGGAUCGAAGGUGGUGAUAAUAUGGGCAUGUUGGUGUUUUGUUAUUGAAAACUCGAAAAGGAAUCAAGUAAGACGUAGAUCGAAAGCACAACUGCCGCAUUUGAUUUGCCCCCUAAACAACAUUGAUCGGGAUUUAAUCAUGGAGGUGACAUCAUCCAUUCUUACAAAAAUGUUGGUCCUUGCGGAAGUUGACAGUCAUUCUAACAAAGGAUGUAUCAGAUGCCAUCGCAGCCAACCCAAAAUUGCUUCCUAGUAAGCACUUCGUUAAGCAGUAGUAUUUUUUCCCCUUGAGAGGUUGGUAACAGCUUAGGGAGCUUUCCAUGUGGCAUUUACAUUGAAAACUACAAGGUUGUCAAGACUCAAUUGUCAUGGACUCGGUCAAUCAGAAAAGGGAUAUGGUUGACCAAGAUUAAAUCGUGGGAGUCUAUCGUUCACACUAAUAUCUCUUUUUCGGCUGGAGUGCGAUCCACAGUGGGAUUCUAGCCGAUAGAUGUAUGUUCGAUGGUGUAUGUGCUUCAUUGAGGUGGAGACUACCCUCGUCUAUUUUUGCAUUGUAGUGUAUCGUUUGGUAUUUGGAGUCUUCUUUGGAGCAUGAUUUGUAUAGACUGUGUUAUGGCGGGGACCAUGGGUUAAAUGUUGGAAACUGGGGAUUGAAGCUGCUAUACUUGUGUGUUUGAGACAACAAAAUUAUAUCCCUAUUAUUUUUUUGGGAUCAUUAUGUUGAAACGAAUUAUGUAUAGUAUUAUCAUUCUAACAUUAUUUGAGGUUAAAACUGAAACCGAUAAGUUUGGAGCUAAUUGCAAUGUACAAAUAAUAUUUAUCUUUUAUUGUAA
Impatiens glandulifera is the source of this 4354-nucleotide messenger RNA. Its product is annotated as pentatricopeptide repeat-containing protein At5g57250, mitochondrial. Lineage: Eukaryota; Viridiplantae; Streptophyta; Magnoliopsida; Ericales; Balsaminaceae. The transcript has 4 exons. The coding region runs from base 199 to 3369 and encodes 1056 amino acids. The record is from RefSeq and is a predicted model, not a curated record. Gene Ontology annotation, molecular function: protein binding.